Messenger RNA from Pelobates fuscus (common spadefoot toad), 3314 nucleotides. RefSeq names its product cleavage stimulation factor subunit 3 (gene CSTF3). Gene Ontology annotation, biological process: mRNA 3'-end processing. Lineage: Eukaryota; Metazoa; Chordata; Amphibia; Anura; Pelobatidae. The transcript has 21 exons. Gene Ontology annotation, cellular component: nucleus. The record is from RefSeq and is a predicted model, not a curated record. The coding region runs from base 87 to 2246 and encodes 719 amino acids. Gene Ontology annotation, molecular function: protein binding; mRNA binding.
UUUUGUGUGCGAGCUGAGGGCGGCUGGGUGUGAGCGAGGCUCGCGCUCUGUAACUCGGACCGGGAAACACGAGGCCCAGCGACAGCAUGAUGGCGGCCGCCGAUAUUCCCCCAGACCAAGCUGCAGAAUAUGUUCCUGAAAAGGUGAAGAAAGCUGAAAAGAAACUUGAAGACAACCCGUAUGACCUUGACGCAUGGAGCAUUCUUAUUCGCGAGGCACAGAAUCAGCCAAUAGACAAGGCACGGAAGACGUAUGAGCGGCUUGUUACGCAAUUCCCAAGUUCUGGCAGAUUCUGGAAACUGUACAUUGAAGCAGAGAUUAAAGCUAAGAAUUACGACAAGGUUGAAAAGCUGUUUCAGAGAUGUCUCAUGAAAGUCUUACACAUAGAUCUGUGGAAAUGUUAUGUGUCCUACGUUCGCGAAACCAAAGGGAAACUGCCAAGUUACAAGGAGAAGAUGGCACAAGCCUACGACUUUGCUCUUGACAAAAUUGGCAUGGAAAUUAUGUCGUAUCAGAUAUGGGUUGAUUACAUCAAUUUUUUGAAAGGAGUGGAAGCUGUCGGAUCUUAUGCAGAAAACCAGAGAAUUACAGCUGUCCGCAGGGUCUACCAGAGAGGUUGUGUGAAUCCCAUGAUUAACAUUGAACAGCUUUGGAGGGAUUAUAACAAGUAUGAAGAGGGUAUUAACAUUCACCUUGCAAAGAAAAUGAUUGAGGAUCGGAGUAGAGACUAUAUGAAUGCACGGAGGGUGGCAAAGGAAUAUGAAACCGUGAUGAAAGGUUUAGAUCGGAAUGCUCCUUCUGUUCCCCCUCAAAAUACUCCGCAGGAAGCUCAGCAGGUGGAGAUGUGGAAGAAAUAUAUACAGUGGGAAAAGAGUAAUCCCCUCCGCACGGAAGAUCAGACCCUCAUAACAAAGAGAGUAAUGUUUGCCUAUGAACAAUGUCUGCUGGUGUUGGGACAUCAUCCGGACAUCUGGUACGAAGCUGCACAAUACCUGGAACAGUCCAGCAAACUACUGGCUGAAAAGGGGGACAUGAAUAACGCUAAACUAUUCAGCGAUGAAGCUGCAAAUAUCUAUGAACGUGCAAUCAGUACGUUGCUGAAGAAGAACAUGCUGCUCUAUUUUGCCUAUGCUGACUAUGAAGAGAGUCGAAUGAAAUAUGAAAAAACUCACAGUAUCUACAACCGACUUCUCACCAUAGAAGAUAUAGAUCCCACCUUGGUUUAUAUUCAAUAUAUGAAAUUUGCAAGGCGUGCCGAGGGUAUCAAGUCAGGGAGGAUGAUUUUCAAAAAAGCCAGAGAGGAUGUAAGGACCAGGCAUCAUGUUUAUGUUACAGCUGCCUUAAUGGAGUAUUAUUGUAGCAAGGACACUUCAGUGGCCUUCAAAAUAUUUGAGUUGGGACUGAAGAAAUAUGGGGAUAUCCCUGAAUAUGUGCUUGCAUACAUUGAUUAUUUGUCUCAUCUUAAUGAGGACAACAACACAAGAGUAUUAUUUGAACGUGUUUUAACAUCAGGGAGUCUGCCCCCUGAGAAGUCUGGAGAGAUAUGGGCACGUUUCUUGGCCUUUGAAAGCAAUAUUGGUGACUUAGCAAGUAUUCUGAAAGUAGAGAAGAGGAGAUACACGGCCUUCAAAGAGGAGUACGAGGGAAAGGAGACAGCGCUUCUUGUGGAUAGAUAUAAGUUUAUGGAUCUGUACCCCUGCUCGGCAUGUGAAUUAAAAGCUUUGGGCUACAAGGAUGUUUCACGAUCCAAAUUAUCAAACAUGAUCCAAGAGACUGUGGUAACACCAUCAAUCACACCAUCUUUGAAAGAUGAGUUGGAUAGAAAACCAGAGUAUCCCAAACCAGACACUAGCCAGAUGAUCCCUUUCCAGCCGAGACAUUUAGCACCUCCAGGACUUCAUCCAGUCCCAGGAGGAGUAUUUCCUGUCCCACCAGCGGCUGUUAUUUUAAUGAAACUCCUGCCUCCUCCCAUUUGUUACCAGGGUCCCUUUGUGCAGGUGGAUGAACUAAUGGAGGUUUUCAGAAGGUGCAAAAUUCCAGAUACUGCAGAAGAGGCUGUGAGACUCAUAACCGGGGGUCAGGCAGAGCUAAUUGCCGAAGGGAAUGGACCGGUGGAAGCCAACACUAUACUUAAUAAGUCACUAAAAAGACCAAAUGAAGAUUCUGAUGAGGAGGAGGAGAAGGGAUCUGUAGUGCCUCCUGUCCAUGACAUAUACAGAGCUCGGCAACAGAAAAGGAUCCGGUGAAGGAAAUAUCAAGCUUUGGAAAGAAAGAGCAAACAGACUUUUAACAGAACCAUCAUUUUGCCUCCUAAACCUACUGCUUUAAAAGAAAAAAAAACACAAAACUUUUUAUUACAAGCAUUUGGGAGACGAAUAUGUGUACUUGUGGUGCCUCUAUAAUUCAAAAAAGGUUAUUGGUGAAAAAAAAGGAAAUCACUGCAAACACAGGAUUUAAAACAAAGGUUCCAAUUCUACAACAUGAAAACUGUCCGAUAUAAAGGACUGAAUCUAGGACUAUUGGUCUCCCUGGUGAAUCUUUGGUCUUGUUUUCUCUGUGUUUUACAUACAACUGGAAGGCGUACAGGUGUUUAACAGUUUUAUUUUAAAACUGUGUGGCUUAUUAUAGUUUUUUUUAUGUUUAAUAUUCAUGUCAAGGUCAUUCUUAUCUUGUCCACAUGGUCAUUCCUGUAGAAUUCAUUUCACUGGUAGAGGAGUAUCGAAAAGAAAAGUCAUUCAUUCAUUUUUCAUUUUUUAUUUGUUGCCCAAAUAGAGUCGUUCCUGCAAACAGAGCAGUUGAGACUGCGAGUGCGACCUUUUAAUGUCCACAGGGCACUCCACGGCUCUGAACGGGUUAACAUCUUGUUUCUAUUUGUUUUUACAAAAGAGGCUGCUACUUUUAAAAGACACUGUAAAUGUAAAGCAAAUGCAACCAUUGCACACAAAUUCUGUGCUAGACUUGUUUUUUUAUUUUUCCUGCACAAAAAUUGCAAAAUUGGUAUUUAAUCUAGUCACAGCUAGGUUCGCGGUUCAUUUGCAAUUCGUUAGCAUUGUCAGUGCUUCAUGAGUCUGUACAGCAGCCAAACGUGUUUUAUUUUGUUUGUUAGGUGUGUAUUUACUGAACAACGAGUUGUAAUGAGAUGAUCACUAAUGUGCAGAAUUGUGGUCAAAAUAGCUCCUAACUAUCCUAUUUUAUUCCCUAACUUCAGCUGUUAGCUCACCACGGCUCAUUUCAUAUUAUUCACUAAACCGAAGGGAACAAAGUCAUUGUAAAUUUUAAUUUUUAAGUAAAAAUAGCGACCUAGAAACAUCAAA